UGCACGGCAUGGUCUCCGGCGAUCUUCUGCGGCCAAGCCAUGCUUGCUAAAUGCUAAGGCGUACACUCAGGUCGAAUUUUCAUCGUCUGGCAAAGAGAGGAGAACGACGGCGAGCUCCCGCCGCGCUCGGCUCAUCGAGCAUGCUCCCGCAUGUCGCCUGCUACCGACCGGAAAUUCAUAUCGCAGGUCGGCCUCAAAAAGUCGACGUCACCGUGACUAGUCAAGCGGGCUAAUGGAUUGAUAUUUGAUACGAUACGAGCAGGCCACUGACCACCACACGACUAAGCAGAGCCACGUGUUCACGCCAUGGACGCAGCUGCUGCGCCGCUCCUCCUCCUGCUCCUCCUCGCCGUCCUUCUCCUGCUGCGCCUCCGGCGGCGCCGCCCAACAGCGGCAAGCGCGAGGGCCCGCAACCACUGCCCCUACCCGAACCCCGUCGUCGGCAACGUGGUGCCCUUCAUCCGCAACUUCCACCGCUUCCUCGACUGGGCCACCGACCUCCUCGCCGCCGCCCCGGCCUCCACCAUCGAGGUGCGCGGCGCGCUCGGCCUCGGCAACGGCAUCGCCACCGCCAACCCGGGAGUCGUCGACCAUUUGUUGCGGGCUAAUUUCCCCAACUACGUCAAGGGCGCGCGCUUCGCGGCCUCUUUUGCGGACCUCCUCGGCCGCGGCCUUUUCCUCGUUGACGGCCGCCUGUGGAACCUCCAGCGCAAGCUCGCCUCCUACUCCUUCUCGUCCCGCUCGCUGCGCCGCUUCUCGGGACGCGUCCUCCGGGCCCACAUCCACCGCCGCCUCCUUCCUUUCCUUGAGGCUGCCGCUGAAUCCGGCGAGCCCGUUGACCUGCAGGACGUGCUCAAGCGAUUCGCCUUCGACAAUAUCUGCAACGUCGCGUUCGGCGUCGAGAGCUCCACGCUGCUCGAGGAGGCGGGGGAUCGACGCCGACACGAGGCGUUCUUCAAGGCGUUCGAUGACGCCGUCAAGAUCUCCUUCGCGCGGAUGUUCCACCCGACGACCGCCGUGUGGAAGGCGAUGAGGCUCGCCGACGUCGGGAGCGAGCGGCGGCUCCGCGAGGCCAUCGGCGUCAUCGACGAGUACGUGAUGGCGAUUAUGGAGUCAGAGCAGUUGCGCGGGAACGACGAGCAGCACCUGCUAUCGCGGUUCACGGCGGCGAUGGAGGAAGACGACGACAACGAGCUCGGCGCCAUGUUCGAGUCAACGGAGGCGAAGCGCCGGUUCCUGCGCGACAUCGUGGUCAGCUUCGUGCUUGCCGGGAAGGACUCCACGUCCUCCGGUUUGACGUGGUUCUUCUGGCUUCUCGCUGCCAAUCCGCGCUGCGAGCGGCUCGUGUACGAGGAGGCGUCGCGCCACGGAGACGACCACGGUGUCGACGGCGACGGCUACGACGAACUAAAGGGGAUGCGCUACCUGCACGCCGCGAUCACUGAGGCGAUGCGGCUGUACCCGCCGGUGCCCAUCAACUCGCGUGUGGCGGCCGCGGGGGACGUGCUGCCGGACGGCACGACGGUGCGCGCCGGCUGGUUCGCGGACUAUUCCGCGUACGCGAUGGGGAGGAUGACGCGUCUGUGGGGCGACGACUGCCGCGAGUUUCGGCCCGAGCGGUGGCUCGACAAAGGCGGCGAGCUAGUGGCGGUGGACGCGACGAGGUACCCAGUCUUCCACGCGGGCCCGCGGGCGUGCAUCGGGAAGGAAAUGGCGUACGUGCAGAUGAAGGCCGUGGUGGCCGCCGUGGUCAGGAGGUUUGUCGUGGAGACGGUGCAGCCGGCGAGCAUGGAGGCGCCUCCACCGUACGAGAUGACGGUGACGCUGAGGAUGAAGGGCGGACUCCCUGUGCGGAUCAAGAGGCGGGAGGGCCACGCGACCAGCCAGAAACUGACCAACUGGCCAUAAGUCCAUGACAAAGAACUCCAAUCGGAAGCACAGGACUGGUGGCAACUUUGAUUGGGGUCAGGACUCAAGAGCUCCGUCAGAUCGUGGAACAUAUUUAUGAGUUUUACAAACAGUUGUUUAGGGCAAGUUCUAGGAAGCAGAUAAGGUUAUCUGAUUUCUUUUGGAAGGACUAAGGUUGUAAGAGGAAAACAACACUGUCUUAGAACCAAUCUUUCCCUAUUCAGGAGAUUGAGUUGGUUUUUAAAGAAAUAAAAGGAGAUUCCGCUUUGAA
Molecule: messenger RNA, 2179 nt
Organism: Phragmites australis (common reed)
Lineage: Eukaryota; Viridiplantae; Streptophyta; Magnoliopsida; Poales; Poaceae
Product: cytochrome P450 CYP94D108-like
Exons: 1
Coding region: 307-1908 (533 amino acids)
Molecular function (GO): monooxygenase activity; heme binding; iron ion binding
Source: RefSeq, a predicted model, not a curated record